This is a messenger RNA of Parnassius mnemosyne (clouded apollo), 678 nucleotides long. The record is from the annotation of a GenBank genome assembly. Lineage: Eukaryota; Metazoa; Arthropoda; Insecta; Lepidoptera; Papilionidae.
AUGAGUCCAAAAAAUUCACCAGGAGGGGACGGAUUUACCGCCGACAUUUGCUACAAGACCUACUCAGCCGAACCCGCCAUUCUCCUGAAGAUAUUUAACAAAUGCCUCACACUUGGUUACUUUCCGAAAAUCUGGAAAAAUGCAAUAAUCCGUAUUAUACUAAAACCUAAUAGAGAUGAUUACACCCUAGCAAAAUCCCAUCGUCCGAUUGGCCUGUUACCAAUACUGGGGAAAGUACUUGAAAAACUGUUCGUGACCAGACUAACGUGGCAGAUAGGUCGUCACAGUAAACUAAGUAACCGACAAUACGGCUUUGUUCCUCAGCGAGGGACAGAAGAUGCACUGAACGACGCACUAGAGGUUGUCAAAAAAUGCGUAAAGAACAAGCAGAUGGCGGUAAUUGUUUCGAUCGAUAUAGAGGGUGCUUUCGAUAACGCAUGGUGGCCUGGGGUGAUUGUUGCUUUACAAAAGAAGGAAAUCGAUAAAACAACCUUAAAACUUAUAGAUAGUUAUCUCUCUGACAGAUCUAUUACACUUAGGUACGCCAACACAGAAAUUGGAAGGAGCACAGAUAAAGGUUGCAUACAAGGAUCUAUCUGCGGACACAGGAUUCCCUGCUUCAAGAAACUGAGACCUGGAAUGUACACGUGCAGGCUUAUGCCGACGAUAUUAUAUUAA